This is a messenger RNA of Cavia porcellus (domestic guinea pig), 12903 nucleotides long. RefSeq lists its product as uncharacterized. The record is from RefSeq and is a predicted model, not a curated record. Gene Ontology annotation, molecular function: aspartic-type endopeptidase activity; RNA-DNA hybrid ribonuclease activity; nucleic acid binding. The transcript is spliced from 2 exons. Gene Ontology annotation, biological process: DNA integration; virion assembly; proteolysis. Lineage: Eukaryota; Metazoa; Chordata; Mammalia; Rodentia; Caviidae.
ACCAGUUCUCAGAGCCACAAGGUGGCGGAGGCAGCCCCUCACCUCAGCACCACGGCCCUCGGAGCCAGCGCUGCUGCCGCCCUAGGCCACGCCAGCAGCAGCCCUGAGCGACGUCCUGACAGGCCAUCCCCGCGCCCCGCCGCCACCUCGCGAACCCACACAGCGUCCGGAGGAGGGAAGGGGGCGACGAACUGAGUCCCCGGGGCAGGAGGGACCUGCAGGGACGCGUCGCCGCUUUCGCGUGCGCCGCCUACAGGGGCAUCCGCGCGUGCUGCGCCAGCCCAGCGCCCCCGAGGCCUCCCAGGCCCCAGAGGGGCUGAAUGUUUUCGCCCGCCCAGCCGUUCCCGGCGCGCGGUCCAGGUGAGUGCGCCCUGCGCCCCGGGUCCGGGCCCCUUGUUCUUGGAGCCCGCGCGGCCCUGAGCGGCCUCCAGACGCCAGCACCGCUGGAGGACAAGAGCAGCUGCCACCCGCGGUAGGGGCUUGAGGGCCUUGCAGCCGGUGGCAGGCGGGGUGAUUGGCCGUGAAGGAAGCCACCCCUUCUCCAUGAACUAACGCCCUGUGAGCAGUCCAUCUGCUCCCACUGUGGCCCUGGAGUGGGCACUGGCAGAAGGGUGGCAAGGAGCAUCCUAGCCUGUGUGUUCAGGAACCAGGAGUUGUUAGGUUGAGCAACACUGGAGUUGUUAGAGCAACACUGGAGUCCAGGCAUCCUGGGUCUGAAAUCACCUGCCUCUGUAUGGGCUUUAGAGGAGUGAUGCCUGCAUCUGGCUGUUCCCAGACAAGGAAGCCAAGCCCCUCCUCACAACCUCUGCUUUAAUGGCGCUUCCUCUGUGCCUUAUGGAUGAAUGAGAUGUAAUAUGUAGACUCACAGCUGUUACAAACACAGAGUGAACGUUCGGAUUCUUUGCCCGUGAACCUGGCAGAGACUUUUGGCAUUUGUGCCACCCGGAGCUUUAGGAAUCGUAGUGAAGAUGAGGACUUGUACUUGAAUGUUGUGCAGGAGCAGGGGGCAGAGGAGCCACUGAGUUGUGGCUGUAUAUGUAGCAUUGGAGGGCAUCUGAGAGUAGAGUCUUUGUGCUUUCUCACGCAAUUAGCUGAGUCCUUUCAAACCUUAAUGUCUGCAAGCAAAACCUCCAUAUGCUUGUCCUGCUGGCUGUUUCUACAUGUGCAGUGCAGAUUGUGAAUUCACAGCACUGUGGAUGUGCAACUCGAUACUUCUUGGGAAAAUUUGAUUUGAACCCUCCUGGCUGGUUUAGUUUAAGCAUUGUGCUGCAAAGGUUCACAUUUUUACUUAUCUGGUGUACAUGUUGAUGUCCUUUCAACUGUGUUUUCAGAGCCUCAGCCAAUUGCGUGGGUAUCUCCGUUUACCUUCUGGGGCAGGCCAACACUCUCAGUGGGAUCAACUGCUGAUUCUGCAGCCUGGAGGCUGCCAGGACUUCCUACAAUGAGAGUGGAAAAUGACACACCAGAGGCAUGCAGAACCUCCCAGGCAGAGGCCCUACUCAGCAGCUCCAUCUCCUGAAUCUUCUGCAGCUUCUGGCAGGAAUUUUCCAUGUCCUUCUCCUCCAUUUCUCUGUGCUCCCAUUGUAUCAUAAGGUGUGUGAAGUGAAAAGGCCGCCUUCUCAGAGGCCAGAAGUGGCCAGGCCUCACCACACUGGCACAGGAUGCCCAGGAACUGGUGUCUCUAUUGCUAUAGAUGCAGAGCCUCCAAGCUCCUCACCACCAACUGCAGAAGACCCAGAAAUGAGGAUGAGUAAGCUGGUGCAUCAACAGGCUGAGCUCAUGAAUUCAUUGGAGGAUACUCAGAAACUCUAGCCUUCUGCCCCUAGACUCAAGCCUUCAAAACUCCCUUGCAAACACUUGGACUUCACACCACAGCUGUGGAGAAUUAGAUGGAACCAGCUCACAUGUGUUAGGUACACUCUGCUAGCGUCCAAUCCUUUACACAGAUGAUCUCACUUAAUCCAAGAACUGUAUGAAGAAAAUGGUAAUCUUUUUGAACUGAUGAGAACUGAGACUUUGUGAUGGAAAGUACUAAAUCCUUGACCAGUGCAGCUGAGAUCUAGUCCAGUGUGAAGCUUAGGAACCUCCCAUUCAAUCCUGUGUCCUCCUAGGAUUAGGGCUCAGGAAUCUAGCAGGGAGAUGACGGGACCUGGGAGCAGCCCAAGGCUACCCACCUCUAACAGUCAGCGGCCUGGAGCUAUCAACACUCACAGAACUGCUCUAGCAAAUACUGCAGGAUUUUGGGGUCACUUGUCCUCCAGCUGUGGGAGAUAAGUCCUAGUCCCAGCACCUCCCCUCCCCAUGGGUGGUAACUCCUGCCCUAUAGGACUUGGCUGGAUAGAGGUGCCUUGGGUUCUGAUAGCUUCUCCUGCAUCUGCUCAUCUCUUUCUAUGCCAGCUGCUCUGAGAGCAGGGUGCAGGUAGUGGUGAUGUUGUUUUCACUCUUUGGAGAAUGGUAAUCAGUACCAUUAGUACAGGCAAACCCAAGCCCCCUAUCAGGGUGUCUGUAGCACAAGGGAUGAUGGAGAAUCAUUCCAUAUGCACAGGAAAUGGCCCAGUAGGGUCCUUGCUCACCUUUAAAACUGAGAACUAGAGUUGCUUAUUGUAUUGUAGGCUCACUCACAGAGGUGAGUGUGUUGCUCUGCCCUGCAGGACCUGACAGGAAUACAGUGAGCAGUGGCCACACACCAGCCUUAGGAAGCUGUCCUUUAUUUGACUCAGCUGCUUCAUGAGCUCAAAAGUUCUGCAGGAGUAAGCUACUGAUAGUAUUGUACACGCUCUGGAUGCACUGCAGGAUAUGGCUGUCCUCCUCUGACUGUUCCACAGCUCUGGCUUGUACUGUAGAUGCCAAUGCUCUUCUUCCUACCCCAGGUUCCUCUGACCCAGAUUGUGUUUUGCUCCACCUGUACAUUAAACUGCCCUAAGGUGCACUCCAGCACUUGCUGUCUCUGAAACUCAGACAACAGCUGCUCCUUCUCCUCAGCCCAACUCAGGGUUUCAGAACUGGGGCCAUAGGUGAGAAAGGAGGCAGCAAUAAAGGUCUGGGCCACUGGUCCCCGAACAAGAUCCUCAGUGCUCAGCCCUUGCUUGAACCUUGGCUUCCUCAUUAAUGAUUCCUCUUACACAGGUGAUGGCCAGGCUUGAAGCCACAUUGCUGUAUGGAUCCUGGGUGGAGGUUAGCAGUGGGCACAUCUCCCACCCAGUACACCUGCUUGUAAAUGGGGACACUGGGGCUCAGAGAAAUGACAAGAUUGCCAUCUCCUGGCAUAGACUCCUUUCCCUUUACCACCAUGUCUUGAUUCUACCUUGCUCCUUGGGGCAGUGUAAAUCACAGCCACAGCAUAGCCAUCAGACCCUCCUCUGGGUCACCCUUGUGCUCACUCCCCAUCCAUAUCUUUAAUUCUUCCAAGCUUCCUGGACUUUCCUGCCAAGCUCCUUGUCCUUGAACUUACAUACCAAAAACACAGGAGGAGCUGGUCACCUCAGGCACAUCUGUCAUCUGUCUGGUAUCUUCCCCUCUCUCCACUUCUGACCCCAAUCUUUGGUACCUCAGUUUGAAACUUUGGAUCUGGGUCCAAUAGAAAUUCCUAGGGAUGGAGACACUGGGUCAGGGUGCAAGUGGCUGAAUGGGAAACAGACUCACAGGCAUUGGCCUGCCCUGACCCCUCAGCCUAGGCAUGGCUACCCCAGUAGGAGACACUCACUUGAACUCAUCAAGGAGUCUCAGGGCCCUGGUGGUAUUCUAACUCUGUGGAUGGAGAAAAGUAAGAGGUGGAAAUUCUGCUUCCAAUUAAAAUUUCCCACGAGUGGCCUGAGCCAUCUCACUCCUAUAACCUCCUACCUCUGCAGACCUCACAGAGAAGCCUCCCUAUGGGCUCCCCAUACCAAUCCCCAGGGUGGACACAUGGCUCUAGAAAAUAGGCUGCCAGAAGAGAGAAGAGAUUGCAGAGGGUGCAGCCCUUUGGGAAGGGGAAAGUGGAGAGGAGAUAGCAGGCAAAAAGUAAAGCUCACAAACCGGAAGGGAAUGGACACCAGCUGCUGACACAGGGUCAUGAUGAGGUCUUGCAAAGCAGGUGUGCUCUUUCAUUCCCUGUCAUAAAGGGAAGUGGGUUAAGUGGGCCAUUAAGAAGUUAAGUAAGUGCAUUGAUGCAAAGGGUGGGGCAAGGAGAACAGUGUUGCUUCUGGCAGAGGUGUGAUCACAGGUAUUGGGAGGGACUGUGCAUAAGGCUGGCCCAUUUUCCAGGCAGCAUGGCAGCAUUUCACAUGGCCACAGCUCCAAGUAGGGGCUGACAGCUUUCUUAUGAAAUUCAAGAUGACCUUAGUUUUCCUACAGUUCACCAAAAAGUGUCCAGGCUGUGACCUGAGGCAUCCCCCCAGGUGGCAGGCAGAUGUGCCCAAGUCACACAGACACUGUUCUCCCCCAGAACCACUUUUUGCAGCAAUGUCCCUGACACCUAUUUUGUUUUAAAGCCUGACUCCCAUGUAAGUGAUCACUGUAACACAAGGGGUGCAGCUGCAAAUUAAGUUUAAAAGACACUUCAACCUAUCGAUGAAAGUGAAGUUCCUAGUGAUACCCAGGAUGCUAAUGGCAAUGCGGAACUGAAACUCAAAUCUCCUAAUCCUGGUGCCCAGAUUGCUGCUCACACACCUUGAGGGAUCUGUCAAGAAGAAGAAAGAAAUGGAGACACAAAUUUUGCUCUGUGGUGUUCCCCUACCCUUUCACCUGGCACUUUUCAAAUAAACUUUUGCCACCAUUUUCAGCAUGUUUCAUCUUAUCUUUGUGUGAAGUGUGAGAGUCGACCCCCCUGCUACAACCCCCUCCCCGAGUUAUAAAACAGAGCAGUAAAGAAUGCUUCACUCCCUAAACCUUUCCCAGGAGAUAAUCAGAGCAGGGCAGAAAGGAAUGUCUCUGCUAGUCAUUAACCACUAGAUGUUCUGUUCUCUGUAAAGAUAGAGAUAAGCAAAAGAAUGUACUGUAUAAACAGGACCAGGGGGCACCUGGCACUCUAAGGUCAACCCAAGACCCUCGGUCUCCAUGGUUACUCAGCCCCAGACCCUCAAAUCAGCGUUAGCCAAGUCCUGCGCCGUUCAAAAUUAACCAAUGCGAUUUGCUUCUGUAACCUUGCUUACCUCCUGCUUGUACCUUUAAAAACCCUGCACAAAUUCCCCUCGGGGCCCCUCCGCACACGUUUGCCUGAGGGACCCCAUGCACAUGGAAAUAAACUUUCUUUUCCUCACCAAGAGUUGAGUCCUUGGGGUCUCUUUCCCUGCGGCGUUGGCCCUAACAUCGUGGAGGCCCCAGCGAGAUAAGCACGUCUCACGGGAGGUGACCCCAACGGCUCUGCGGGUGAGUACGACUGGUCGCUUUUCAUACCACCGGUGUUUACGCCCCAAGCCAUACGGCUCCGAUCUAGGGGCAAUUUUUGUUAUCUGUUUCGUACUCUGUUCCCUGGUGACUGGGGGACGCCCCACACGGUUUCCGUGGUUCACCGUCUGCGAUAGGGCCUCCCUAUCGAUCUGGGGAAUUUCGAUUCCCAAUCUGUGGUCCGUCUGGGCCAAUUUGGAGACACCCUUUGAGGUGACUCAUCUGGGGGAUUUCGAUUCCCAGUCUGUGGUCCGCCCGGGCCAAUCUGGAGACACCCUGUAAGGUGUCUCAUUUGGAGUGAAACUGAUGCGUAUGCAUGUGAAUGAAGUGGCCGGCCUGAUUGUCUUGUGUGUCGUGGGUGCUGUGUUUGGUUAUUUGUUGUACCGCGCUUGCGUUAACCACCCUGUGACAAUAGAACAUCAUGGGACAGUCGACCUCAUCCCCAUUGUCCCUCACCCUCUACCAUUGGUCGGAGGUGCGGAAGAGGGCUCACGAUCUCUCCUUGCAGGUCAAGAAGAGUAAGUGGCAGGAUUUCUGCUCGACUGAGUGGCCUGCUUUCUCUGUGGGAUGGCCACCAGAGGGGACUUUUCAUCUGCCCCUCAUUCUAGCAGUUAAGGACGUCAUCUUCCGCCCCGGACAAAGGGGGCACCCUGAUCAGGUCGCUUACAUCCUGGUAUGGCAGGGCCUCAGGGAGGAACCCCCAUUAUGGGUAAAAUCCUUUCUUCCCCCUUCUGACUCAUCUGUACCAAAGCUUUUAGCUCUGAAAGGACCUCCCACUUCGGCUCCGGUCCUGCCCGAGUCUCAGCCUGAUCUACCCUUACUCGACUAUGACCAGCCUCCUCCUUCCCAGCUGACUCAACCUCCUCCGUACCCACUCUCUCCUCCAGCCUCCUCGUCCGGAUCGAGUGCUGCUUCUCCGUCAGCCCCCUCUUCACCUGAGCUAAAUUCCCCUUCUCCUCCGAUACCCCCGUCCCCUCUAUAUCCCCCACUCCCUGCGAUGGCUUGCCCCGAGCCCACACCUCCGGGGCCCACGGGCCCAGCCCAGAACACUCGGAGCAAGCUACGGCCUGAGGAUCCAGUCGUUACCCUCCCUCUCCGUCCCUAUGGGCCCAUGAUAGACGAUGGGACAGAUGGAGGGCAGAUGCCCGCUUUACAGUACUGGCCUUUUUCUACCUCAGAUCUCUAUAACUGGAAAAACAAUAACCCUCCUUUUUCUGAUGAUCCUUCUAAGCUAACAGGUCUAAUGGAUUCUGUUAUGUUCUCCCACCAACCCACAUGGGACGACUGUCAACAGCUCCUAGGGGUCCUGUUCACCACCGAGGAAAGAGACCGCAUCCUCCUGGAAGCCCGGAAAGCUGUUCCCGGAGAGGAUGGCAGACCCACCCAGAGACCAGACCGGAUCGAUGACUUCUUCCCCUUAAAGCGCCCCAACUGGGACUCCAACUCACCCGCCGGUAGGCAGCAUCUUUCUAUCUAUCGCCAGACUCUAAUGGCAGGUCUCCGGGCGGCCGCAAGGCGCCCCACUAAUCUGGCCAAGGUAAGAGAAGUUACCCAAGGACCUACUGAGACUCCCUCAGUUUUUCUAGAACGCCUGAUGGAAGCUUACCGGCGAUAUACGCCUUUUAACCCUGAGGAGGAAGGCCGACAAGGCUCGAUAGCUAUGGCCUUCAUAGGGCAAUCGGCCCCUGAUAUAAGACGUAAGCUCCAAAGGCUAGAUGGUCUCCAAGACCUGACUCUGAGGGAUCUUGUUAAGGAAGCUGAAAAAGUCUACUAUAAGCGGGAGACAGAGGAAGAGAAAGAGUUAGCUAGGGACAAAAGACGAAACAAGGAAUUAACUAAGAUGUUGGCCACAGUUAUUCAGGGAAAACCUGAGCCAGGAAAGGGAAAGCCCACUCGCCCUCCAUUAGACCCUGACCAAUGUGCAUAUUGUAAGGAAAAAGGACACCUGAUCAAAGACUGUGAAAAGUUAAAAAAGAAACGGGCCAAAGAAGAACGAGAAAGGCAGUCCUCACAGCGAUCCCGAGCCCCCAUGCUCGCCCUGGAUGAAGAACACUAGGGACUUCGGGGCUCGGAUCCCCUCCCCGAGCUCAGGGUAAUGUUUAAAGUGGAGGGGACUCCCGUGGAAUUCGAGGUCGAUACGGGAGCUGUUUAUUCGGCCUUACAAGCCCCCUUAGGGGCCCUUUCAACUAAGAAAUCAUUAGUUCAAGGGGCUAAUGGGAGCAAAUAUCGCUCGUGGACCACUGAGCGCACAGUUGACUUAGGCAAGGGAAAAGUAAAACACUCCUUUCUAGUUAUUCCCGAAUGUCCUGCUCCCCUCCUGGGACGGGACUUAUUAACCAAACUGGGGGCAAAGAUUUCCUUUGAGCCCCAAGGACCUCAAGUGACAUUCCGUAACCCAAAGGUUGGGCAACCUAUGGUUACGGUGUUAUCCCUAAAACUGGAAGAUGAAUAUAGGCUCUACGACCACCAGGAUCCCCAGCCUAUCGCCCCAGCCUGGCUAACUGAUUUUAAAGAAUCCUGGGCCGAGACGGCUGGACUCGGGCUGGCAAGCCAGCAGCCGCCUGUAGUGGUUACUUUAAAAACCACUGCCUCCCCUAUUUGGGUUAAGCAAUAUCCCAUUAAUAGAGAAGCUCACCUAGGGAUUAAGGUGCACAUACAGAGACUUUUAGACCAAGGGGUAUUAACCCCUUGUCGGUCUGCAUGGAAUACUCCAUCACUCCCGGUCAGAAAGCCCGGGACGAAUGACUACAGACCGGUACAGGACCUAAGGGAGGUCAAUAGCAGGGUAGAAGACAUUCACCCCACCGUACCCAAUCCCUAUAAUCUCCUCAGCGGGUUAAAUCCGUCAAGGACUUGGUACACUGUUCUGGAUUUAAAGGAUGCCUUUUUCUGUUUGCCUUUACACAAAGAUAGCCAGCCCUUAUUUGCAUUUGAAUGGACGGACCCUGAGACUGGGUCCGCCGGACAACUAACCUGGACGCGCCUCCCACAGGGCUUCAAAAACAGCCCAACCAUCUUUGAUGAAGCCCUACAUAAGGAUUUAGCCCCCUUUCGGGCUCAACACCCAAGCCUCACCCUUCUUCAAUAUGUAGAUGACUUGCUGCUGGCUGCGGACUCUGAGGGUGACUGCACAAGCGGAACUCAGGACCUUUUACGUGAGUUGGCUAUCCUGGGGUAUAGGGCAUCAGCAAAAAAGGCUCAAAUUUGUAAGCGAGAGGUAAUUUUUCUGGGCUACUCCUUAAAAGGGGGAAAAAGGUGGCUCACUGAGGCCAGAAAACAGACUGUGGUCCAGAUUCCCCCUCCAAAGAGUCAAAAACAAUUACGAGAGUUCCUGGGUACUGCGGGGUUUUGCCGGUUGUGGAUCCCCGGAUUCGCAACUUUGGCAGCUCCCCUGUAUCCGUUACUGAAGGGGGGGUCUCCCUUUAUCUGGGAAAAAGAUCACCAGCAGGCCUUUGAUGCCAUCAAGCGGGCUCUCCUGUCCACUCCGGCCCUGGCUCUUCCUAAUGUGGAUAAGCCCUUUACUCUCUUCAUUGAAGAAAAGAGAGGAAUAGCGAGAGGAGUACUGACCCAGGCCUUUGGGCCAUGGAGGCGUCCGGUGGCUUACCUCUCAAAAAGACUGGACACGGUGGCAAGCGGGUGGCCACCUUGCCUAAAGGCCAUUGCAGCAGCUGCCUUGCUCAUUAAAGACGCUGACAAAUUGACUUUGGGACAAAAAAUAACAAUCAUUGCCCCGCACAUGCUAGAAAGCAUCAUCCGCCAGCCUCCAGACAGGUGGCUCUCAAAUGCCAGAGUUACUCAUUAUCAGAGCCUCUUGCUCAACAAGGACAAGAUAACUUUUGGACCCCCGGUGACUCUCAACCCGGCGACUCUGCUGCCGGAAGAAGCUUCGGAACCUGUCCUCCAUACCUGCCAGGACGGCUUGGCAGAAGAGGCCGGAGUACGACCGGACUUAUUGGAUUGCCCCCUACCCAAUGCAGAGGUGACCUACUUCACUGACGGGAGUAGCUUUUUGAUUCAAGGUAAGCGGUAUGCGGGGGCGGCUGUGACUGAUUAUUCCAAUGUUAUAUGGACAGCCAGACUAGAGGACGGGUCCUUGGCCCAAAAGGCCGAACUGAUUGCUUUGACUAAGGCUCUGGAGCUCGCUAAAGGAAAGCGAGCAAACAUUUACACGGAUAGCUGAUAUGCCUUUGCAACGGCCCACAUCCACGGGGCCAUAUACCGCCAGCGGGGGCUUCUGACUUCCGCAGGAAAAGAAAUAAAACACAAACAGGAAAUCCUCCAGUUGCUCGCUGCAGUUAUGUUGCCCCAGAAGGUGGCGAUAAUACACUGUAACAGCCACCAGAAAGGGACUGAUACCGUCACAAGGGGAAACAACCUGGCCGAUCAGGCAGCAAAAUCUGCAGCCAUGGGAGACUCACAAAUGUUGGUGACUGAUGUCAAAGAUUCUCCUCCAGAGGAGAAAGCUCAGAUUAACCAAACCCCUGAAACACUUGAUUUGACUGCUUACAUACAACAGGCCCACCAGCUCACCCAUUUGGGAGCUAAAAAGCUAAGCCUACUGGCCCAACGCCAAGACUUCCCAGGGGCAUCCCCCACUGCCAUACGUCAGGUCGCCAAUCAGGUGGUGGCUAAUUGUGAGGCAUGUCAAUUGACCAAUGCCUACCCUGCCAAGCUGGCCCCCGGCAAAAGGCUACGUGGCACCAGACCUGGACAAUACUGGGAAGUGGACUUUACAGAAGUUAAGCCUGCCCGAUGCAGACUAAAAUAUCUGCUAGUUUUUGUAGACACCUUUUCUGGAUGGACUGAGGCUUUUCCUACCAAAAAAGAAACUGCUGCCGUGGUAACUAAAAAGUUGAUGGAAGAGAUAUUUCCCCGGUUCGGAUUGCCAAAGGUAAUAGGGUCUGAUAAUGGACCGGCGUUUGUGGCUAAGAGGGACGUGUGGACGCAGCUAGCCUCAGCCUAUGCUCCCAGUGAGUUCCCCGCGCCACAUCCGUACCAGGUGGGAGACUUUGUGUUUGUCCAGCGCCACCAACAAGAGACUCUACAGCCUCGCUGGAAAGGACCAUACCAGGUCCUAUUGACUACUCCUACAGCGGUAAAGGUUGACGGAGUCACCUCUUGGAUCCACGCGUCGCAUCUAAAGCCUGCUUCAGCGCCAGAGGACAGCUCCUGGGAACUCAAGCGGUCUGAUAACCCCUUAAAACUUAAACUGAGCCGAAAGACUCUUUAAUGCUGUUUCUAUACGCUCCCCUUGUGUAUUAUUGCAAGAUGAUCCAACAAAGACCCCAGAUUGUAACCCCCUGGGCUAUAAUGGGAUUACUCAUGUUAAUGCUAGUCACCCCUGCAAUAGCUAACCCCCACCGCCCUUGGAUCUGGUCAUUGAUUAAGUGGGACAACCAAGAGGUGGUCGGUAAGUGGGAAGGAUCAGGUAAUCCCACUUUUGCCUUCUUUUCCUGCGAUAUUGUCCCUCAAGCCCCCUGUAUGGAUCCAUCUCAGGGUGUUUACCUAUGCCCAACUUCAGUGGAGGGGAGGACCCAUUGUAACUCCCCAGCAGAGUAUUACUGUGCUUACUGGGGAUGUGAGACGGUGGCCACUGCGUGGACACCCACCAUAAGGGACCAACACAUUAGUCUUUCAAAGUUGACUGGAGCUCGCCCAAAGCCCCCCACUUGUUAUGGUGGGGCUUGGGAUGCCAAGUCAAGCCAGGGACCUGGACCCUGCCUAAACCUACAACUCACGGUCCUUACCCCCCAAGAGCCUUCAUGGAUCACCGGAAAAACUUGGCGGUUUAGAUAUUAUCAAAGUGGAAAAGACUCAGGGGGAUAUUUGUUUAUCAAAAAAGAAUUAAAACCGGAAACAAGGCCGUCCCCGCCACCACUGGCCCCAACAACUGCUAAAAGAUUUUUAUCCCCGGGGCCCAAGGCUACCCAAAAUCGAGAACACAUGACCUCACCUCGCACCCCCUCCGGGGAUUUAACUAAUCCUCCUGAGUCGGGACUCGUCCCUCCAACUGUGAACUCUCUCCUUAACCUUAUACUUGGGGCUCAUAGAGCCCUUAAUCUUACCCAUCCAGACCUGGCCCAAGCUUGUUGGUUAUGUUUAAGUGCUAACCCUCCAUAUUAUGAGGGGACUGCUCUAAAUGAUUCCUAUACGCUGACCCCCAAUUCCGACCAGUGCGAUUGGGAUCACGUGUUCCACACCCUUCCUUUACCUGGCCUUGCUAGCCGAGGAACCUGUAUAGGGACACUUGAUAAUUGGCCUACAGACCUACGCCAUCGCUGCCUCACAUAUACCCGCUCCUUCCCCAAAAACCAGUACCUCAUCCCUCCCACCGGGGCAUUCUGGUUAUGUACUACGGGGCUCACCCCUUGUGUUUCCACAAAUGUACUCCUUGCAGGGGACAGCUCCUGCAUCCUCAUAGACCUUAUGCCACGCAUUAAGUAUCUCCCUCCUGACAUGCUCCCCCUCAUAAAAGGUCGAUAUAAACGGGAACCUGUCUCCUUGACCCUAGCAGUCCUAUUGGGGAUAGGGGUGGCAGGGGGGAUAGGAACUGGCACAGCAGCCCUCAUUACUGGGCAUCAAUCCCGCCAACAGCUUCUUGCAGUAGUAAACCAAGAUUUACAGGCCUUAGAAACUUCUAUAACUGCGUUACAACAAUCUCUCUCAUCUCUAUCUGAAGUAGUGUUACAGAACAGAAGAGGCUUAGAUCUUCUAUUUUUAAAAGAAGGCGGUCUCUGCGCCGCACUUAGAGAAGAAUGUUGUUUCUACACUGAUCAUACUGGGAUUGUAAAAGACGCAAUGGAAAAGUUGAGAGAGAGAAUCAAAUCUCGAGAGCCCCCUUCAAGUGAAGCCAAAAUGUUUUCUUUCUGGGAAUCAAUCCUGCCCUAUGUUCUUCCUUUACUGGGACCCCUGGCCGGAUUCAUUAUAGUCAUGGCUAUAGCCCCUUGCCUCAUUAACCGAGUAACCCAAUUUGUGAGGGCUCAGAUCUCUCAGGUAAAAGUUAUGGUGCUACGUCAACAAUAUGACCCCUUACCUAUACAGGACCUUUAGGAUUAAAAGUCAUUGGAAAAAUAAAAGGGGGGAAUGUGAGAGUCGACCCCCCUGCUACAACCCCCUCCCCGAGUUAUAAAACAGAGCAGUAAAGAAUGCUUCACUCCCUAAACCUUUCCCAGGAGAUAAUCAGAGCAGGGCAGAAAGGAAUGUCUCUGCUAGUCAUUAACCACUAGAUGUUCUGUUCUCUGUAAAGAUAGAGAUAAGCAAAAGAAUGUACUGUAUAAACAGGACCAGGGGGCACCUGGCACUCUAAGGUCAACCCAAGACCCUCGGUCUCCAUGGUUACUCAGCCCCAGACCCUCAAAUCAGCGUUAGCCAAGUCCUGCGCCGUUCAAAAUUAACCAAUGCGAUUUGCUUCUGUAACCUUGCUUACCUCCUGCUUGUACCUUUAAAAACCCUGCACAAAUUCCCCUCGGGGCCCCUCCGCACACGUUUGCCUGAGGGACCCCAUGCGCAUGGAAAUAAACUUUCUUUUCCUCACCAAGA